UGUAGUCAUGCCUGAGGUUGUUAACAGAACUUCUGCGCGGCACCAAAAUCACUCUUUCCUCCGAUCAGCUACAUCUGCUAAUUCAGCUUCCAUUGUUUGUUGAUCUUGAGAGCAAUCCCUCCUUUGUUGCUCUUUCACUUCUAAAGGCAAUUGUUAACCGCGGGCUAGUUGUUCCUGAGAUAUAUGAUCUUGUAACAAGAGUUGCAAAUUUGAUGGUAACAAGUCAAGUAGAACCAAUUCGUCACAAGUGUAGCAAGAUUUUAUUGCAAUUCUUACUUGAAUAUCGUCUCUCUACAAAACGUUUGCAACAACAUUUGGAUUUUCUGCUGUCAAAUCUGAGGUAUGAGCAUUCAAGUGGAAGGAAAACUGUGCUUGAGAUGCUCCUCACAAUUAUUGUUAAAUUUCCACAAAACGUUGUAGAUGAGCAGUCACAGACCUUUUUUGUCCAUUUGGUGAUUUGCUUGGCUAAUGAUCAAGAUAAUGAAGUUCGUUCCUUGGCUGGAGUUGCUAUAAAAUGUCUCAUUGGCUAUAUAAGCUCACAUUCAUUUCGUUCCAUUCUUGAGUACAGCCUAUCUUGGUAUUUGGGUGGGAAGCAGCAAUUAUGGAGCGCUGCAGCACAGGUUUUGGGACUUCUGGUUGAAGUCAUGGAUAAAGAAUUUCAGAAGCAUGUCAAUAAAUUAUUGCCAGUUGAAGACAUGGAGAAAGAAUUUCUUAAGCAUAUCAACAGAAUAUUGGCAGCGACUAAGAGUAUCUUACUGUCUGCCAUUGAUAGAGUCACUGAUGAGCAACUAGACUUUUCUAAUGAAACUAGCAUUCCUUUGUGGAAGGAGGCAUAUUAUUCGUUAGUUAUGCUGGAGAAAAUGCUGCAUCAGUUUCGUAGUUUAUGCUUUGAUAGGGAUCUUGAGGAUAUAUGGGCAGCAAUUUGUGAAAUACUUCUGCAUCCACACAUGUGGUUACGCUGCAUUUCCAGUCGCCUUGUAGCUUUGUACUUUGAUGCUGCCAAAGCCGCCUCUAAAGACGAUGGAAAACCAUUAGGAAUUUACUAUCUUAUUAGACCAAGUAGACUUUUCAUGAUAGCUGCGUCUCUCUGCUGCCAAAUGAAGACACAACUCAAUGAUGAUGCUGCCAGCAAUCUGAUUACUGAAAAUCUUGCAUUCAGUGUUUGUCAUGUGCAUUCAUUGAUUGGACAAACAGAGUGUGCUGAUCCACAUCAAUUCUGGUCCAACCUUGAACAGCAUGAGCAAGCCCAUUUUCUUCGAGCUUUUGAGUUGCUCGAUGCUAGAAAAGGAAGGAGCAUGUUUUUAUCCCUUACCUCUGGUAUAUGCGACCCAAAUGAUGAAAGCGCCUCUAAGAAUAUCCGAUACUUGCUCGUCUCUAACCUGCUCAAAAAAAUGGGCAAGACUGCCCUUCAAAUGGAGGCGAUUCAGAUGAAAAUUGUCUUUGAUAGUUUUCAAAAAGUUUCAUCCUAUUUAAGUGAGGAAGACUGCCGGCUUUAUGCCUAUGAAAUCUUGCUGCCGUUGUAUAAAGUUUGCGAAGGAUUUUCUGGGAGAGUGAUUCAUGAAAAUACGAAGCAGUUAGCACAAGAAGUUACUGACAGCAUACGAAAGAAACUAGGCAUCCAAAAGUUUGUACUAGUUUACGGUGACAUCAGGAAGAAUCUCAAGGCGAAAAGGGAUAAGAGGAAAAACGAAGAAAAGCGCAUGGCUGUCGUUGAUCCCAUGCGGAAUGCUAAGAGGAAACUGAGGAUAGCAGAGAAGCAUCGGGCCAACAAGAAAAGGAAAAUAAUGUCGAUGAAAAUGGGGAGGUGGACACAUUCGAAGCCAAAGUAAAUGUUGCAAAAAACCGAUGCACUUCUUGGACGAGCACGUAGGUGGCCCCAACUCCGGUGACUCUGUCGGCUUCGGUGGUUAGGCGGUUACGGUAUUAACAGUUUUGCUUAAGGUAGAUUUCAUGAGAAAUGUUGAGAGGCUUGGUGGCACUUAUUUUUGUUUCCUUUUUCCCUCGUUAUUUUUUGUCAAGUCAGAACUUGAUGUAAAUAACAUUUUAAGAUGAGGAGACAUGAUGAACUGGCAGUAUUUAUA
Pyrus x bretschneideri (Chinese white pear) is the source of this 2081-nucleotide messenger RNA. Its product is annotated as U3 small nucleolar RNA-associated protein 20-like. Lineage: Eukaryota; Viridiplantae; Streptophyta; Magnoliopsida; Rosales; Rosaceae. The record is from RefSeq and is a predicted model, not a curated record. Gene Ontology annotation, cellular component: 90S preribosome; small-subunit processome; nucleolus. The coding region runs from base 213 to 1829 and encodes 538 amino acids. The transcript has 6 exons.